AUGUCUGUGGUGUCAAAGAACCCGUUCGACCUCCUCGGUGAGGACGGCGACGCGUCUCCCGCUCCCGCCCCCAAGGUCGCAGCCAAGAAGGCCGACGCUCCGGCCGCACCCGCUCGUGCUGUCCCCGGUGCCGCCAAGCCCGCUGCUGCUGGUGGUGACCGUGGUGGACGAGGUGGACGCGGCGGACCCCGCGGUGCGCCCAGGAACACCUACCGGAACGAAGGCGACCGCAACACUGGACCCACCAGCUCGGAAGGCGUUGCUGAGGGCAUGGAGACUCCUGGUGGAUUCGACGGCGAGCGUGUCGCUCCCUCCCGCAAGGGCAACCACGUCCGUGACGCCCACACCAAGGGUCCUCCCGGCGACAGGCCCGCCAGGAACCUCACCUCGGGCGGUCACACUUCGCGCGGCGGUCGUGGCGGUGGAAGCCGUGUCCCGGCUCAGGGCGGCGAGAGGAGGCAAUUCGAGAGGCGGAGCGGUGGUCUCCCGGACAGCCAGAAGAAGAUUGAGCACGGUUGGGGCGCGAACGAGGGCGAGGCCGAGCUGACCGCCGAGGUUGAGGGCCAGCAGGACGCUGUCAAGGAGGAGAACGCUCCUCAGACCCCCGUGGGCGAGGAGGCGGAUGGCGGAUGGGGAGCUGCCGACGACGCACCGGCCGCUGCUGCCGCCGAGACCACCGAGGCUGCAGAGCCGGUCGAGCCCGAGGAGGUCCAAAAGUCGCUCGAUGAGUACCUCGCUGAGCGUGCCGCCCAGGCCGUUAGCUUCGGCAAGAAGGAAUCGAGACAGGUGUCUGCCGAGACCGUCGAGGGUCGGGAGUUCAGGAGGGCUGCUAUGGACGACUUUUACGCUCCCAAGGAGAAGAAGGAGGCCAAGUCGUCCAAGACCGCCCCCAAGAAGGAGAAGGUCUACAUUGCCUUUGACGGUCAAUUCGCUACUCCCCCAGGUGGCGGUGACCGCCCGAACCGAGGCGACCGAGGGGAGCGUGGCGGUCGAGGUGGAUUCGGCGGCGAGCGUGGCGGACGGGGCAGGGGUGGACCCCGAGGGGCUGCCAGCCGGGGGGCGCGUGGCGGUGCCGGUGCGGGCCGGGGUGGUGCUGCUCGAGGCGGUGCCAACCUCGACUCGAACGACCAGACCGCUUUCCCUGCGCUUGGCGCAUAG
This is a messenger RNA of Dioszegia hungarica, 1158 nucleotides long. RefSeq lists its product as uncharacterized. The record is from RefSeq and is a predicted model, not a curated record. Lineage: Eukaryota; Fungi; Basidiomycota; Tremellomycetes; Tremellales; Bulleribasidiaceae. Bases 1 to 1158 code for a protein of 385 amino acids. The transcript has 5 exons. Gene Ontology annotation, molecular function: RNA binding. Gene Ontology annotation, cellular component: nucleus; cytoplasm.